Molecule: messenger RNA, 1630 nt
Organism: Culex pipiens pallens (northern house mosquito)
Lineage: Eukaryota; Metazoa; Arthropoda; Insecta; Diptera; Culicidae
Gene: BckdhA
Product: 2-oxoisovalerate dehydrogenase subunit alpha, mitochondrial
Exons: 2
Coding region: 128-1447 (439 amino acids)
Biological process (GO): branched-chain amino acid catabolic process
Molecular function (GO): oxidoreductase activity, acting on the aldehyde or oxo group of donors, disulfide as acceptor
Source: RefSeq, a predicted model, not a curated record
UUAUCACCAUCACAAACGCGUACGUCGUCUCGUAAACAGGUUCAACUCAACUCAACUCGACGACCACACCGACUUGACGUGACUGACGUAAUUAUCCGCGCUCGUGGUUCUGCAAAAUAAAAUCGCAAUGUCCCUGCUCCGCUCGGCAUCGGUUCUGGCAGGUCGGCUGGCCAGCAGGAACCAACUCGCGUUGAAGUGCUUGACGACAACACGGGCGAUUCACGGCGAGGCGCAGAGUUCUGAACCGGCGACGGGAUUGGCCAAGUUCCCGGGGGCGCAGGCGGCCUUCGUGGGUAAGCCAACGCUGGUGCUGCCGGAACAUGUCGAGUCGGUGCCGAUCUAUCGGGUCAUGAACGCGGAAGGGGUGAUCGAGGACGCUUCGCAGGAUCCGGGACUGAGUCGGGAGGUCGUGCACAAGAUGUUCCGCGAUAUGGUGCUGCUGAACACGAUGGACAAGAUUCUGUACGAGUCGCAACGGCAGGGCCGCAUCUCGUUCUACAUGACGAACUUUGGCGAGGAAGCUAGCCACAUUGGUAGCGCUGCGGCGUUGAGUCCGGAAGAUUGGGUUUAUGGGCAGUACCGCGAGGCUGGGGUGUUGGUCUGGCGAGGAUUCACCAUCUCGGACUUUAUCAACCAGUGCUACGGCAAUCGGGAAGACGAGGGUAAAGGUCGUCAAAUGCCGGUGCAUUACGGCUCGAAGAAGCUGAACUUUGUGACCAUUUCUUCGCCGCUGGGAACGCAGAUUCCGCAGGCCGUCGGAGCGGCGUACGCGUUCAAGCGUCAACCGGACAACCAACGCGUGGUGAUCACGUACUUUGGCGAAGGCGCUGCCUCCGAAGGCGAUGCCCACGCGGCGUUCAACUUUGCCGCAACCCUGGACUGUCCGGUGAUGCUGUUCUGCCGAAACAACGGGUUCGCCAUUUCAACGCCCUCGAAGGAACAGUACCGUGGCGACGGAAUUGCGGGUCGUGCCGCCGGCUACGGAAUCGCCGCCCUCCGAUUCGACGGUACGGACAUCUUCGCCGUGUACAACGCCACCAAGAUGGCCCGCGAGUACGUCCUGAAGAACAACAAGCCGAUCGUGAUGGAAGCGAUGCAGUACCGCAUCAGCCAUCACUCGACCUCGGACGACAGUACGGCGUACCGACCGGCGGAAGACCUCGAAAUCUGGAACACGACCGAGCACCCGAUCUCGAAGCUGAAGAACUUCAUGAAGCAACGCGGUUGGUUUGACGAGGCCGCCGAAGGGGCGCACGUGAAGGCCAUCCGGAAGCAGGUGCUGGCCCAGAUCAACCAGAGCGAAAAGAUCCCGAAGGCGGACUGGCGCGAAACGUUCCAGGAUGUGUACCACGAGAUGCCGCAGCACCUGCGCGAUCAGAUGAAGCAGAUGGAGGAGCACAUCGAGAAGCAUAAGGAGCACUAUCCGUUGAAGGAUUUUAAGAAUUAGGCGGACAGGUUGAUUUUACUUGGUGAAAAGUGGCAGUGAAAAAAGUGCAUUUAUUAUAUUGUAGGUAAUAUAGGGAUGGUCUUCCCGUUUUGAGAACCGUUUUAGGAAUCUGUUACAAGUUGUGAAUGGAAAAUGUUACAGCAAUAAAACUAUAGCCAUAUUGUUUUCAGUCUUCCCAUAAAA